AUGGGUUUUCAUCCGAUUUGGUGUGAUUGGAUUAAAUGUAUUCUUCAUUCUUCUAGAGCCACGGUCUUGGUUAAUGGCUCGCCGACCUUCGAUUUUAGUUGUGAAAAGGGUCUCCGUCAAGGUGAUCCGUUGUCGCCUUUUCUAUUCUUGAUUGUGAUGGAAUCUCUUUCUUGGUUAUUGGAGAAAGCUAAAGAUAUUGAUGUUCUUAAAGGAGAGUGGUCGCGUGAAAGUAUUCAGAGUAUUGCCAAGAUUCUUCGUAUUUUUUAUCUAUGUUCGGGUCUUCGUAUAAAUCUUCAUAAGUCGAAUAUUUUUGGAGUUGGUACGGAAGAGUCAGAGGUGGAUAAUAUGAUGGAAUUCUUGGGUUGUAAAAGAGGAGGGAUUCCUUUUGUCUACCUAGGAAUCCAAGUUGGGGCUAAGAUGACUCGUAUUAGCAAUUGGGACCCGGUUAUUGAAGUUAUAAGAGCUCGUCUUGUGUCGUGA
This is a messenger RNA of Helianthus annuus (common sunflower), 480 nucleotides long. RefSeq lists its product as uncharacterized. Lineage: Eukaryota; Viridiplantae; Streptophyta; Magnoliopsida; Asterales; Asteraceae. The record is from RefSeq and is a predicted model, not a curated record. The transcript is spliced from 2 exons. The coding region runs from base 1 to 480 and encodes 159 amino acids.